This is a messenger RNA of Sitodiplosis mosellana (orange wheat blossom midge), 2695 nucleotides long. Its product is annotated as dnaJ homolog subfamily B member 12-like. Gene Ontology annotation, biological process: cellular response to misfolded protein. Gene Ontology annotation, molecular function: Hsp70 protein binding. NCBI's taxonomy places the organism in Eukaryota, Metazoa, Arthropoda, Insecta, Diptera, Cecidomyiidae. Gene Ontology annotation, cellular component: endoplasmic reticulum membrane. The coding region runs from base 380 to 1486 and encodes 368 amino acids. The record is from RefSeq and is a predicted model, not a curated record. The transcript is spliced from 5 exons.
AGAGAGUAUCGACAUUUGACAGUGCAGGUUAAUGUGACAGAAUGGUGUAAAUUUAAUGCACUGAAAAUAACACGACAUUUCGAGUGCAGAAGCUGUGAGAAUGUUGUGUAAAAUAGAAAAAAAUCAAAACUAAUUUAUUUUCGUCACUUUUGAAGUGCAUUCAUAAGUGAAAAUUCGUCUAUUUCCCUUCAUAUUUUCAAGUAUUCCUAUUUAUUAACUGGUGUGAAUGAGUGAUUUUGUUUUGUGCGUGAAAGUAAAAUCAAUAUUUGUUGCCCGCAAGGAAAUUACAUAAAAUUUGUGGUUUUCACUGCAAUUACAUUAAUUGCGCGAGCUCUGUAACAAUCGUAGAAAAUUUGCUUUGCAACAAGUCUCCAUUGUAAUGGAUGGAAAUAAGGAUGAGGCCCAGCGAUGCAUAAAUAUUGCACUCGAUGCAGCAAAAUCAGGCAAUUUACAGCGGGCCGAAAAGUUUUUGCGAAAGGCCGACAAUUUGUAUCCAUCUCAAAAGGCCAAAGAUCUUCUAGCUCAAAUCCAAUCGAGAGAAUCGGAAACCAAGGACACAGCCGAUGGUGUACGAAAACGUAAUACGAAUUCAAAUAGUGAAAGUUCUCAGGCAAAGCGUAAUGAGGCAGCAUCCAGUGAAUAUACCAAAGAGCAGUCUGAAUUGUGCGAGCGAAUUCUACGGUGCAAAGAUUAUUACGAAGUGUUGCGUGUCACGAAAGACGCUACUGACACGGAAAUCAAACGAUCUUACAAAAAAUUAGCAUUACAAUUGCAUCCCGAUAAGAAUCGUGCACCGAGAGCUGUUGAAGCAUUCAAAGCAUUAGGGACUGCUGCCGGUUGUCUAACCGAUCCGGAGAAGAGAAAACAUUACGAUCUGUUUGGAAAUAAACCAGAUAAAAUUCCGAAACGACACUACCAUCAAAAUCAUGAGUACGAGCAUGCCUAUCGCACGGGAUUCGAUUCCGAUUUCACUGCCGAAGAAUUAUUCAACAUGUUUUUUGGUAAUGGCUUUCCACAAACGAGAACCACAAGCAAUAGACAGUAUGCUUCACGACGUGACACACAGCAACAACAAUAUCAUCAAAAUCAUCAGCAGCAACCAAGUCUUGCUUUUGGUUUAAUACUUGUGUUGGUAUUAAUUUCAAUGUUGGCAUCGUUUUUUACAUCGGAUCCCGUUUAUAGUUUGUCACCCACCUCGAAGUAUUCAAUUGUGCAGCGCACUCAUCACCUGAAUGUGCCAUAUUAUGUUCGGGACACGUUUAAAAAGGAGUACCAAGGCUCAUUGCAUCGAUUAGAAAACACUAUUGAGGAAGAAUAUAUAAUGGUUAUGAAGCAAAAUUGUAUGCGUGAACGUAGCUACCGUGACCUUAUGAUAGCACGUGCCCGAAGCUUCGGCGGUGCAAGUCAAAUGGAGCAAGCCAAAGCGUUAAAGGUGACAUCGUGUGAUAAUUUAGCUCGCCUUGGCCUCACAAAGUACAUAUAUUGAACAAGCUACUACCCAAGCUAGAAGACGGAAGCUGAUGCAAUUUGGCGUGAUAAUGCACCGGCACACACACACACCACGAUUAGAUGGUUGUUUUCGUGUAUUGUUGUUUAUAUAUUUAUCUUUUAUUCAUCCAUACAGGUUAUUUGAACAAUCGAACAAUAGAUGACCGAACCAAACAAAACGUAGCUCCGUUUCGAACCGAAAACUUAAAUCUUACAAAUAUUCUGUAAUUAUUUUGGAACAAUAGAGUUUUACCCAUAGUAUUUUAUUUGUUUUCUAAUCGAGCUAGAUCCUCGUGUGAUUCAAUUUUUCUUUUUUUUUCACCUAUUUAUCCAAUACCUGAGUUGUAUUUAAUGACAUCAUUUUGAGUGUGAUUAAACCAUUGGCUUUUUUGAACGAAAUUGAUCUAGUUAGGAAUUUUUAAACCAUUCCCGUUGCCAUAUCAAGAUUGCUUUUAAAUUCAAAAUGUGCGAGUUUUUUCUUUAAUAGAAUAACUGGGAAAGGGAAACAAAUUAUAUGCCAAAUAUACAUUUAUCAUUUUAAAACAACAUUUCAAAGUUCAGCCUUACCUCCAUAAAAUCCACUUUGCUUCACAAAUCAAAAGGAAAAAUCAAUCGAUUUGAAAUUUAACUGAUUGUGAUUUGCAACAAUUUUUCAACUUACAGUUUAAAUAAAUAAAGCAUUUCCCGUUAUUUUUUUUCAAUAACACCCAUUUCCAAAUCUAUCCAAUUGAUUCCAUUUUUAAAACAUCUCUCUGAGUUCCGUCACAUGGAAUGUACGCGUGACGGCAUAUUUUCACACGGAACUUCGUUCCCAGUGCGCCGAGCACUUGCUAUAUAUAGAGCGAACGUUUUCGAAUAUUAGAAACCACACGUUAUUAUAUGUAGCAAGUGCUCGGGGCAUUGGGAACGAAGUUCCGUGUAAAAAUAUGCCGUCACACGUAUCAUUCCAUGUGAUGAAACUCAGAGAGAUAGCUAACUUUCUCAAAACUUCAUUCCGGAACCAUGUUAAUGCGUUUCUAGUAAAAUUUAAACUCAGACUCCUUCGCUGAAACCAAACUAUCGUAUGAACGAAAUGGUGAUUUGAAUCCAAAUUUUGAUACGAACAAAAAUAUGAAUGUUUUUUCCCCUAUGUUAGCUUAAUUUAAAUAAAGAAAUGUUGACCCAUUUUGUUAUUUCAAAAAUGCACCAAAUAAAUAGAUAACGAAAA